Messenger RNA from Polypterus senegalus (gray bichir), 3057 nucleotides. Its product is annotated as thrombomodulin-like. Gene Ontology annotation, biological process: cell migration. Gene Ontology annotation, molecular function: calcium ion binding; extracellular matrix binding; extracellular matrix protein binding. The transcript has a single exon. Gene Ontology annotation, cellular component: membrane; external side of plasma membrane; extracellular matrix. The record is from RefSeq and is a predicted model, not a curated record. Lineage: Eukaryota; Metazoa; Chordata; Cladistia; Polypteriformes; Polypteridae. Bases 76 to 1641 code for a protein of 521 amino acids.
UCCUAUGUACUCACCGGUGCCUGAAGAAAGACUGAUUGAUUGAACUAUUCCUGUCUUCCUCGGAGAUCUCCUUCCAUGUGUGUCAUGGAUUUUAGAAGAGUCCUGUUCUUGUUGCUUUCCUAUCAAGUUUCAGGAGUUGACAGCAAGUCACCCACGGCGGGCUUGUGUAUCCUCGGCGACUGCUACACGAUACACCAGGGGGCUGCAGACUUUGACACGGCGAGUGGUGUGUGCGGCGCUAAAGGGGGCCACCUGAUGACAGUCCGAUCGACGGUGCAGAGAGACAUCAUUUCAAUCCUAAAGGACAACCUGCAGGGUCACUUCUGGAUUGGACUUGAGCUCCCUACUGGAAAUUGUAGUGACCCCUCAAAAGAACUACGUGGGUACCGGUGGGUAACCCGAGAGGAAACUACGGACUUCACGGAAUGGAGAGCACAGAACUCAUCAGAAUGUGGUCGGUGGUGUGUCUUCAUCUCCAAAGAUCAGCUAUGGGAAGAAAGUUCAUGUCUGGAGGCGGCUGAUGGGUUCCUCUGUGAGUACAACUUUAAUGAAACCUGCCAGGCCCCUGAGAUGGAGGGAUUCUCCCUUACCUACCACACACCUUUAGGUUUUCAGGCGACCGACACAGUUCACCUGCCACCUGGUACAGUAGCAAUCAUGUCACCCACUGAAUACAAACUGUACUGUGACAUUAAUGAGUGGAAGACAGGUCCCUGGGAUUGCCAACAUGAAAACGGAGGAUGCAGCCACACGUGUGACAUGGAGGGAGGUAAUACGAAGUGCAUCUGCCCUGAAGGGCUACAGUUAGAGGAGAACCAAGUGACCUGUGAGACGCUCGAUCCAUGCAGGAGCCACCCCUGUGUGCACGUGUGUGUCCCUCAGAAGGACAGUUACAGCCGAGGGGGCUACAGACUGGACCAGGAUGGCUCGACAUGCGUGGACGUGGACGAGUGCAAACAGGAGCAAGUCUGCAAAGCUGAUCAGGUCUGCGUCAACUCGCCGGGCAGCUUUACCUGCGUCUGUCCACCUGGGUUUGAAAUGGUCGACGGUGAGUGUGAAGACACAGAUGAGUGCGAGUCCGCCCCGUGUGAACACCAAUGCACGAAUACAUAUGGGGGGUUCGAGUGUUCCUGCUUUGAAGGAUUUCGUCAAAAUAAGUAUGAAAAAACGACAUGUUACAGCGUCUGUGAAGAAGAGACGUGUGAAGCGAUGUGUGAUCCGAAAAACAGGGACGUAUGUGAAUGUCCAGAUGGAUACAUACUCCAUAAAGAGGAGAACACUAGCAUCUGCAUUGACGUGGAUGAAUGUGACCUGGAAACGUAUUGUGAGCAGCUGUGUAACAAUUCAUUUGGAAGUUACACCUGUUACUGUGAAGAUGGAUACAAACUAGAAGCUGAUAAUUAUUCAUGCACUUCAGAAGUACCAGACACAGAAGAUGGCUCCGGAUUAACAAGCAUCACUCCGGUCACCGAAGACUGGGUGACUCCGACUACUAACAUCACUGUCACUGAGGAGUCGGUGAUAUCAGCCGGGGCGCUCCUUGGGAUCCUCAUCGGUGUCCUUGUCGCCGUCAUCUUGGGGCUCUGCGUUGUGCACCGAGAGUUCAGACAGCGGGCAAAGUGGGACAUGGCGACGGAUUGAAAGAUCGAUGGUUUGGAAAGGGACUACGGGCUUCAGCAAGUCACCACUGUCAGGAAAUACUUGUUUAUCACAAACGACUUAAAGGCAUAUAUGUGACAUGCCAGGCAGAGGUGCGUCUGUGGGCUCCAGUGUUUUCUUUGAAACGAUGCCACUUCGAAACGUACGUUUCUGACGGAGAAUCUGCUUCUAUAUUUGUAGAGAUUUGAUUUAUUUAUAUUUAUAUGCAGGGUCAGUUAAAAGCCUUUGUGUGAUGCUGAAUCAUCUUAACUUCAGUUGUAUGCACGGAAACCAUUUGUGAAGCGUAAUUCAUGUAAAUGAUUGUAGUUUGAUCACAUUCUUGUAAUAGCUUAUUAACUAUAAAAUAAUGCAUUAAUUAUUACUUGUGUUCAUUUAUCCUGCUCUCAGUGUUAGGCAGUUUUUGAAGGAAAAAUUCCUUGACAGAUGGACUGGAAGUGGGGAACCGAAGUCUGGCCGCCGCCAUCUGAAGAUCUGAGCCCAUUGGAUUUCUUUUGAUGGGGACACAUAAAGGCUGUGUGGAUUAUAUAACUAAAGCGCGAUCUGUAGAUGAACUGAAAACUACUGUAUAGAGCUGGUGAGAUGCAGGGCGAAAAUCGGCAGCAAAAACCUGUUGGUAGAACUUUGGAGUCGCAUUACUAGCUGUUUGGUGAAGGUGGAUGUGCAUGUUGAGAAUGAACAAUCUCAAGUUUGAUUUUUUGUCGUCCGGGUGGUCUUUGAGUUUGCUAACCACCCGCACACACUAACAAAAUAAAAAGAAAUUAUACCGUACAUAUCAAAUAAAAAACGACAAAUUAUUAAUUAUGAUUGGAGUAUUUACAUAAUACCUUCUUCAUUUUUUACUUCUUUCCUCGCCUUUUUCUUUUUUCUUUUUUUUUCCUCCUAAAAGCAGCACCACUUUCUUUUGUUCGCUUCAUCUUGAGACUGAGAGAGUAAAAAAAUAUUAAUAAUGAGACUGAAAGAUUCAUCCCUUUUGGUCAAUAUAACUCGAAAAUCUGGUCAAGGUUUGUGAAAUAUAACUUUGCAACAUUUGUAUUUGUAACAGUUUUUAUACAUUUAAACGGUGUAAGUUUGACAUUGAUAACACACUUUAAUUUGCCAAAGAUCAAACAAACAAAAUUGUAAAAAAAAAAAAGUCCACUACUAAAGUUAAUUAAAAAGUGCCGCAUGGGGUGAACUGCCUCCUCAUCCACUACGCCAGUGCAUCUGCGAGUGAAAAUGAAAUAAAAUUUUUCACUUUCCCUUUUUGCAGAGUCAUUUUAUCAUCCAUGGACUUGAUGGUAUGAUAAUUUAAAACUGCACAAAGACCUUGUAGCAACCCUCCUCACACACUUAUAAUAAAUAUAUAUAUUAUACACACACAUAAACACACAUCCAUAUAUGUGUGUGUGUAUAGGGGGA